Vitrella brassicaformis is the source of this 1234-nucleotide messenger RNA. Lineage: Eukaryota; Vitrellaceae. The record is from the annotation of a GenBank genome assembly.
GAGAGAGCCGUGAGCGCUGCAUAUAAUACGUUGGAAGGCCAUUGGAGGAUCAUGGAGAGAUCUUCAAUGAGUCACCUUAUCAUCUUGCUCACGCGAUGGUGAUUCUUCCGUCCGUCGUCUUUAUCUCCCUCUUCUUCUCUCUCGUGGCGCGUGCGCCCGUCCGCACAUCGUGGAGUGCAUCCCCUCCCCUCCCUCCUGGAUGGCGUGAUCCUAGGCGGCUGAAGCUCCUGCGACGGUUUGCCGCCUUCUUUGUGGAUGAUCGUUAUUUUUUUCCAGAAUCUGAUGACGGCUUGUGGCUUCAAGCUGAUGAAGGCUUGAAUCGAGGCGACAACAUCCUUCCCUACACCGAAAUGGAGGAGCUGGAGCGGUGCGAUUCGUGUCAGGAGGAUGCGGCGGCCCUGUUCGAGUGGUCUCAUGAGUCUGGAUUGGUUGACGACGACUCCAUCUUCACCUUUGAGACCAACCUGUGCGUCGUGCCGUUCAUCACGUGUGUGCGGCUGACAGAGGUGCUGGCGGAUGGCGGCCCACGAGAGGGAUAUAUGGUUGUUCUGACGCCAGAUGACAAUUUCAUGGCGCUAUCGGAUGUGCCGCAGAUCCUGUGGCGGCGAGGUCAGAAGCCUUUGGUCUUCUCGCCGUCGUUUUAUCGGCUCCGGCACAUGGCAUGUUUUCUUGCCCAUAAUAUGCCCAUGCAGGGGAGUCUGGGUGAUGACAUCGCCAAACUGACCUCUCUACGUGUCAUCUACAUGUUGGGAGCAGAGGUGAGCUCAUUCUAGUGAGCACAUUCAUUACUUAUCCACACACAUGUUCGUGUGUACGCUUUUUUCAGAACAGCACCACCAUGGAUAAGUUGGAAGGCCCGCUUCCCGCUACUAUCGGCGAGCUCCCCUAUCUGAAGGGCCUGUACAUGAUAUUGAUGCCCUCGAUGAGUGGUGUCAUCCCGCCCUCUCUCUUCAGUCUAUCGCGCCUCGAGGCUCUCCAACUCUCGAACACAGGCCUCUCAGUGUCCAUCCCUGGAUACAUCGGCCGAUUCCAGCGCCUACGAGUGCUAGUAAUAAAUUCCAACAACCGAUGGGAGCAAGGCUUUCCAGUUAGUGUGAUGUCUUGCCGCAAUCUGACCAGACUGUCACUCCGUGGCCACGCUCUCGUUGGCCCGCUGCCUGACAACCUGGGCGCCCUUUCUCGAUUGGACUGGCUGGAUCUGAGCGACAAUAAGCUGAGUGGGGAACUGCCUUAG